AUGAGUGGGAUUUCAUUUAUUGAUACUGCCUAUAAGUCAAACUAUUGUAGAAAAAAGUUAGCAGUAUUUCAGAUUUCGAUCGUGAGACAAUCGCAGAAUUUGGUUAAAAGUAGUGUUAAACUUGGAGGCCUUGAUAAAAAUGGUAUUCCACGAGUUGUAGAAAUAAAUGAAAGUCUAUUUUUUAAACAAAAAUAUAACUGUGAUAGGCUUAGAGAUGGUCAAUGGUUUGUAGGGGGGGCUGAGGAUGGUUCUAAAAAGUGUUUUAUGCUUCCUGUUGAAAAUAGAAAUGCGGCUACCCUGGCUUAA
This is a messenger RNA of Vairimorpha ceranae, 306 nucleotides long. RefSeq lists its product as hypothetical. Bases 1 to 306 code for a protein of 101 amino acids. The record is from RefSeq and is a predicted model, not a curated record. Lineage: Eukaryota; Fungi; Microsporidia; Nosematidae. The transcript has a single exon.